This is a messenger RNA of Spirometra erinaceieuropaei, 1314 nucleotides long. The record is from the annotation of a GenBank genome assembly. NCBI's taxonomy places the organism in Eukaryota, Metazoa, Platyhelminthes, Cestoda, Diphyllobothriidea, Diphyllobothriidae.
AUGGCACUACAGACCGCACAAGACCAGGAAACCGAACAAACGAUAGUACAUAACCUCUCGUCAAAUCAACUUACUGUGACCCAAACAAAAGUUCUACAACGUGGAUCUGGUUUUAACACAACUGACGCCGACCCGGUCAACUUCAUUGCUUCUUUCGAAUCAGUGCUUCGUCAAACCGGCGCCACAGACGAGGUAAAGGACCUCCUUCGACCUCAAGUCUCUUCACUUCUCAUGUCGCACCGGAAAACCCAUUCCCUGCUAAGAGAUGAACAAAAGGCCCUAAGGGAGCUGAAAGCGGACACCGAAAUAGUUAUUCUGCCUGCUGACAAAGGCCGGUCAACCGUCAUCCUCGACAAGGUGGACUACCGACGCAAAGCCCUCCUGCUCCUCAACGAUCGAGAGUCCUACAAAGUUAACGACGCCGCCAGUCUAAAGCCCCUAGUGGCAAAGGUUAACAGAAUUCUGGCUCGACUAAAAAAGGACAAGGUCAUCACCGUCAAAGACUGGUAUAUGGCAAAGCCCGCAGAAACCGCUAUUGCGAGAUUCUAUGGUCUCCCAAAAGUACACAAGCCAGAUGUUCCCCUCCGUCCUAUCGUCUCACUCCGAGGCACACCCACAUACGGGCUUGCAAGCUGGGUAUUUCAGAAGCUAAGAUUCCUAACUGCAGGCUCACAAACAACGGUGCACUCAGCAAAACAACUCCUUGACAAAAUAAGGACAGUCACGAUCGAACCGAAUGAAAGGGUGGUGUCUUUUGACGUCGUCUCACUCUUCGCGUCCAUACCACAGGCUCUUGCGGUCGAAACGCUCAGUGACCUGCUACGUCAAAAUAACGACGGGGGCGAUGGGCAGCCCACAGCUCAGGAUCUCAUAGAACUCAUGGGGCACUGCCUCAAGACAUUCUUUACCUUCGAAGGGACCACAUACGAGCAGAUCAAGGGCACUCCAAUGGGUUCACCAAUCUCCGGACUCAUUGCCGUGGCGGUUCUACAAAAACUCGAGAGACGACUAUUCGAGGAGUACAAACCCAAGUUUUGGGCACGCUACGUUGAUGACACCUUCGUAAUCAUAGACCAGGAUAAAAUCAACUACUAUGCGGAAGUACUGAACUCAAUCAUGCCCGAUCUACAGUUCACGAUGGAAGAGGAAGUAGAGGACAAACUUCCAUUCUUGGAUGUUCUCGUCUGCCGCCAACCAAAUGGCGAACUAGCAACGUCGGUCUACAGAAAACCGACGAACACGCUGCAAAUUCUCAGCUACCACAGCAACCACCCGCCACAACACAAACGAAGCUGUGUCCGCACGCUGUACUGA